Molecule: messenger RNA, 1350 nt
Organism: Scheffersomyces stipitis CBS 6054
Lineage: Eukaryota; Fungi; Ascomycota; Pichiomycetes; Serinales; Debaryomycetaceae
Gene: PZF1
Product: Pzf1p
Exons: 1
Coding region: 1-1350 (449 amino acids)
Biological process (GO): regulation of transcription by RNA polymerase II
Molecular function (GO): RNA polymerase II cis-regulatory region sequence-specific DNA binding; DNA-binding transcription factor activity
Source: RefSeq, a predicted model, not a curated record
AUGAGCUCCGACACUGCGUCGGUAACAUCUACGGGCUCGUCAGCGCUACCGAAGAAGUACCUCUGUGACUUUGAAGGAUGCACCAAAGCCUAUGCAAAACCUUCCCUACUAGAACAGCACAAGAGAUCACAUACCAACGAAAGACCUUACAAAUGUUCCAGUCCCGACUGUGGCAAGUCCUUCAUGAGACAAUCGCACUUGGAUGCUCAUUUAUUGUCACAUGCCGAUAACGGAACCAAACCAUACCAUUGUUCAGUGUGUGGAAAGGGUGUGAACUCACUUCAGCAUCUCAAGAGACACGAAAUCACCCAUACAAAGUCGUUCGUCUGCACCCACGAAGGCUGUAGCGAAUCAUUUUACAAACACCAGUCGCUCAGACAUCAUAUACUAUCUGUACAUGAGAGAACACUCAGUUGUAGUAUUUGCAAUAAGAACUUCUCUCGUCCUUAUAGACUAGCCCAGCAUAACUUGAAAUACCACAGCGAUUCUCCAGCUUACCAAUGUGACCAUGCGGGCUGUUUUUCCAACUUCAAGACGUGGUCAGCGUUGCAGCUUCAUAUCAAAACAGAACAUCCCAAGUUGAAGUGUCCCGUUUGUGGAAAAGGCUGCGUAGGAAGAAAGGGUCUUCGCUCCCAUAUGAUUAGUCAUGAUGAGGAAAAGAUGAUAAAGCUUUGGAACUGCAACUACUGUAAUAUUGGGAAAUUUUCCAAGAAAAUUGAUCUUGUUGAACAUUAUAACUCGCUUCACGACGGAAAUAUACCCGAAGAUUUGCUUAAGCCUAACGAGAAAAUGCGUUUGGAAGAGUUACUAAGUGAAACUGACGAUGUAACGAAUUUGGCCGACUUGAAAAGCUUACCGGGAUCAAGGUACGAGUUUUUAGAUGAAGAAGAGGAUGAAGAGCAAGAGUUGGUUCUCGAGAAUCGAUUCGAGGCUCCGAACUCUAUUAAAUCCAUGGACAGUUUUGAGAACUCGUUGAGAAGAAUAUCGGUGAUCGGCCUAAUUCUGAACAACUUCUCAUCCAAGACUAUCAAGUGUCCCAAAAAAAAUUGUGCGAGAGCUUUCAGUAGAGAGUACGACCUCACAAGGCACUUGAAAUGGCACGAAGAACACAUGAAGAAAAUCGAAGACUUUUUGAACUCCGUAGAGAAGGAAGAGACAAUCUCUCCUUCAAAGAUAGAGGAUGAUGAAUAUGACUCUGCUCUGGAACCACCACUGAAAAGACAAAAACUUCCAGCUCGGUAUGAAACCUUAACUAAUGAUAACGACAACGACAAUGACAAUGACGACGACCUAGAUGCACUUAUAGAUGUAGAAUUACGCCUGAUCAAAGCUGGUGACUCCUCCUUCUAA